CAUUUUUUGUAUUGCCUUUCUCAAGAUUAUCCAAUCGGGACCAGAAGCCCGAGAAGUUCGGAAAUCAAGGAAGACAGUUGUUUUUUAUUCUGUGUAGAUCAGUUUGUAUUUUGCGUCCUGUUUGAAGAUAAGAAAAUAAUAGUGCUAAUAUGUCUUCUGGAGCGUUGUUCCCUAGCAUGGUGUCGGGCUCUCGUGGCUCCUCCAGUAAAUACCUCGUGGAGUUCAGAGCUGGCAAGAUGUCAUUAAAGGGCAGCACGGUCACCCCAGAUAAACGUAAAGGGCAGGUGUACGUCCAACAAACCGACGACUCCCUCAUCCAUUUCUGCUGGAAGGAUAGGACCUCUGGCAAUGUUGACGAUGAUCUCAUCAUUUUUCCAGAUGAUUGUGAAUUUAAGAAGGUUAACCAGUGUACCACUGGCCGAGUGUUUGUACUGAAGUUCAAGGCAGGAUCUAAGCGGCUUUUCUUUUGGAUGCAGGAGCCAAAAAGUGAUAAAGAUGAAGAGAACUGCCGUAAAGUGAAUGAGUUUCUGAACAACCCUCCCAUACCUGGAGCUUUGGGAAGUGGUGGAAGUGCAGGCCAUGAACUCUCAGCGCUGGGAGGUGAAGGUGGCCUGCAGAGCCUUCUGGGUAAUAUGAGCCACAAUCAGCUGAUGCAGCUAAUUGGACCAACUGGCCUAGGAGGACUUGGUGGUCUUGGUGCCCUGGCUGGGCCAGGACUGGCUAGUUUACUCGGUGGUGGAGGUCCUACCACAAGCAGCUCUUCCUCAAGCUCCCGUAGCCAGUCUGCUGCUGUCACUCCAUCUUCGACCUCUUCCACGACUCGGAUCAGUUCAGCCUCUGCUCCUACACCAGCCACUCCUGCUGCCACUGUCACCACUGCUGCCUCUCCCACCGUGACCCCCACCACCCCUGCAGCCAGCACAAUCACCCCCACCCCCACCCCUACCGCCGCCGUAGCAACAGCAGGCAGCCCCACGCAGCCCAUCCAGCUCAGUGACCUGCAGAACAUCCUGGCAACCAUGAAUGUCCCUGCCAUGGCUGCUAGCGGACAGACUGUGGACCUGGCCAGUGUGCUGACGCCGGAGGUCAUGGCUCCUAUUCUGGCAAACGCAGACGUGCAGAAGCGUUUGUUACCGUACCUUCCUUCAGGAGAGUCACUGCCUCAAACAGCAGAAGAGAUUCAGAACACGUUAACAUCGCCACAGUUUCAACAGGCAAUGAGCAUGUUCAGUGCGGCACUAGCUUCGGGACAGUUGGGCCCACUUAUGAGUCAGUUUGGGUUGCCUGCGGAGGCUGUCGAUGCAGCAAAUAAAGGAGAUGUAGAAGCCUUUGCUAAAGCCAUGGAAGGUAACGGCAAGACAGACUCAAAGGAAGGGGAUUCAAAGGACAAGAAGGAUGAGGAGGAAGACAUGAGUUUGGACUAGAUUACACAAUAGUUAUGCAUUUAUUCAAACUUUGUUAGGCUGCAAUUCUUAGAACAGGGAUGUAUCUUUCAAAUGCUUCACUUAUUGUACUCUAUAUAGUUUUCCUAAGCUAUGCACCAAUAAAGCACCGUCAUGAAACAACACUUAUUACUCCUGGUGUUUAAGUAUUUGAAAUGUGUUGGUAAAAGUAGAUAUUAGUAGGGUAUUAUCUAAUGAUGUUUUGCAAUUGGCAUGUAAUACUUGGAGAGGGUGGUUUUCAGAUGUAUGUGCUAUAUAUUAGGAUUCAAAUGGGCAUAUAUGGUAAUGUUAAGAUCAGUCUGGUGGAACAGUUAACUGCGUGGACACGGUGUUCACUAAAAUAAAAUGAUUGCAUGAAA
Molecule: messenger RNA, 1801 nt
Organism: Acipenser ruthenus (sterlet)
Lineage: Eukaryota; Metazoa; Chordata; Actinopteri; Acipenseriformes; Acipenseridae
Product: proteasomal ubiquitin receptor ADRM1-like
Exons: 10
Coding region: 150-1424 (424 amino acids)
Biological process (GO): ubiquitin-dependent protein catabolic process
Cellular component (GO): cytoplasm; nucleus; proteasome regulatory particle, lid subcomplex
Molecular function (GO): proteasome binding; endopeptidase activator activity; ubiquitin binding
Source: RefSeq, a predicted model, not a curated record